Maudiozyma barnettii is the source of this 4035-nucleotide messenger RNA. RefSeq names its product DNA-binding transcription factor CAT8 (gene CAT8). Gene Ontology annotation, molecular function: zinc ion binding; DNA binding; DNA-binding transcription factor activity, RNA polymerase II-specific. The coding region runs from base 1 to 4035 and encodes 1344 amino acids. Lineage: Eukaryota; Fungi; Ascomycota; Saccharomycetes; Saccharomycetales; Saccharomycetaceae. The record is from RefSeq and is a predicted model, not a curated record. The transcript has a single exon. Gene Ontology annotation, biological process: DNA-templated transcription; regulation of DNA-templated transcription.
AUGUCAAAUAAGACGAACAUGACUUCCGACAGGGAGAAUUCUACUUCCGUUCCAUUAGUAAAAGAUACCGGAACAAAUAAUAAUAAUAAUAAUAAUAAUAAUGGUGGGUCAGGGUUUAGAGUAGCUCAGGCCUGUGAUCGAUGCAGAUCAAAAAAGACUAGAUGUGACGGGAAGAGACCACAAUGUUCUCAAUGUGCUGCAGUAGGGUUUGAAUGUAAAGUUAGUGAUAAAUUAAUAAGAAAAUCAUUUCCUAGAGGAUAUACAGAAAGUCUAGAAGAAAGAGUAAGAGAAUUAGAAGCUGAAAACAGAAGACUAUUGGCAAUCUGUGAUUUAAAAGAACAACAAAUUAAUAUAGUGACAAAUUAUUCAACUACUGCUACAACUAAUAAUAAUACUACCAGUAGUAUUGGUGGCAAUACUAAUAAUAUACUGGAAAAGGAUUCUAAUCAUACUAAUAAUAUUAAAAAUGGUCAUAUUUCUACGGAGAAUGAUAAAAAGAGUUCAGAAAGGAAUGUAUCCAGUAAUAAUAAUAAUAAAGCUGUGUUAAACGUUUCACAAACAAAUUUAGUUUUAUUAUCUCAACAGACUAAUGAUAAUUUAAAACAUGAUAAUCAGACAAUCCCUACAUUGUCGCCACAACAGGAUAUUCGUCAUGGUAUUGAAUUAUCUCCAUAUUCUAAUAAAUCUAUACCUGAAACUGAUCAAACUUCUACCAAUAUAUCUCCGAUAAAUCCAUUAGAUGCUGUUGACAUUAAAUUCCAUAUAUCUUCUACGCAGAGUAAUAAUCACAUAUGUAAUAGUGGAUGUUGUAACAAUCAUAGCUUAAUAACCACUGUAGAAAAUGAAGGAGACCCUAAUGAUUAUUUGAACAAUAAGAAUGCUUCCACUAAUGGGAAGAGAGAGUCGAUGGAAAGUAAGAUGCAUGCCAAACCCGUAGCAACAACUAAUCUAAAUGACCCAACAACGAUUUCUUUUGAACAAGAUGAAGCACCAGGUUUAACUGCGGCAAAGGCAUUGAAAAAGAUUAAAAACCAUGAAAAUUCAACACAACUAGCCACAUUAGUCGCAUUAUCAAUCCCUAGAUCGACUGAAGAAAUUCUAUUUAUUCCACAAUUAAUGGCAAAGAUUAAACAAACUUUCGGAUUCACUUCGAAACAAAGUUUAUACACCGUGACAUUAUUAUCCUCUUUGAAAAGUGAUCUUCCAAAACCUAACUACGUUAAAUCAAAGAACAAUGACAGUGAUAAUUUAGCUGCAGAAUCAAUGAAUUUUUCCUUUAUUAAACAUACUAAUUUAUGGGAUAUUGAUGAUUUACAUCAUUUCUUGAAAGAAGUAAUGAGAUUAGACAUUUUAGAUGCAGAUACAGUGAUUCAGGAUCAUACAAUGCAUACAUCAUUAAAUUUUUAUUUAAGAUUCCAUGAUAUUGAUGAAUUAAUAGAGUUAUAUUUCAAGCAUUGGUCUAAUUUAAUUCCAGUACUCAACAGAGAUGAAUUUUUCUUGCAUUAUAGUGAUUUUAAGAGAGGAAUAUUUGAAAUGAAUAACGAUAAAAAUAAAAUAUUCAACCAGGAUAAAAUUGGGACAUUUAAUUAUAAGUUUUUCACCACUAUACUAGUGAUCGUUUGUCAUAUGGGUCUGUUAAUCAAGAUCAAGAACAAUAACAACAAAGGAGAUAAUAUCCAUAAUUUAUCCGCUUACUACCACAAAUUAAUUUAUAAUAUCCCAAGAAACCCUUAUUUUGUUUUCUCUACAACUUCUGUCAAGACAUUACAAUUAUUAUCUUUGAUACUUUACUAUCAUUUAAACACUGGUGAUAUCCUUGAAAUAUAUUCUUUAAGAGGUAAGAUAAUCUCCAUGUCGCAACAACUAAGAUUACAUCGUUGCCCAAGUGCUGUCCUUGUUGGAUCUGGGUCAACUAUGAACAAAUUCGAACAAAGUAAUAGAAGAAUUUUGUUUUGGACAAUUUACUACUUAGACGUUUUUUCAUCACUACAGUUGGGUGUUCCUCGAUUAAUAAAAGAUCAUGAAAUCGAGUGUGCUUUACCAAUCGGAGCAGCUUCAGAUGAUCCAGCUAUGUCUUCUGAACAGGAUGAAGAUGAAGAUCUAUUAAAUAUAGGUCAAGGAAUGUCCCCAACUACAGUGAAAUUGGAAGGUACCGUGUCACAAUUUUCUUUGGCAAUUAUAAGAUUUGCCAAAGUAAUGGGUAAUAUUUUAGAUAUUAUCUUUAAAAGAAAUAUGUCAGAAUCAAUAACUAAACAAAUUGCCUUAAUCCAUGAAAAUGCUUUAGAUAAUUGGAGAUUUAGACUUCCACCAAAAUAUCAAUUUAAACUAGACGUCACAGGAACAAUUGAUUUAGAACAACUUAAACAGGGUAACGAGAAUACAUUAUUAAUUAUACUUUAUUUCUUGGCCAAAUCAAUAAUUCAUUUGCCUGUAUUAGCUAGUAAACCAAUCGUGAUAGAUACCAGUAAAGACCCUAAAUCUGAUAAAUUGGAUAGAUCCUCUUCAGCAUUUGUUUCAUUACAACAAGCAAUAAACACUAUGUUAUCGGCGUUUAAUUCUAUCAGUUCCACAUAUUUUGCACUACCUAUGGAUUCAUCAAGAACAUUAGCUAGAUUUUCAGUCAUGAGUGCUCAAGGUUCUCUAGACUAUAUAAAGGGUGGAUCAUUAUAUAUUGAUAACAAAAAAUUAUUAUUGAACAUAAUCCAAUCCAUUGAGAAUGACAGAAAGUUGGGUUUACCUGGUGUUAUCUCAUUCCAUAGUUUAAAACUUUUAGACCUUACAAUUAACUUAUAUCUACAAGGUACAAAUGUGAAACCUGAAAAGGUUGAGAAAUUUCUUCAAAGAAAGAUAAAUUAUUACAAUAAAUUAAUGGGUAAACCUACUAUCAAAAAUAUUGAAUCUCAGAAACGUUCAAGUAAGAAGACAGAAAAAGACCAAAUUGAAUCAGAUGAGAAUACUGUCCCAAAUAACAAGGAACAGCUAAGGAAUAGUAUUAAAUUAGAGGCCAAUGAUAUUUCUGUAAAUGGACCAGAAAUUAAGCACGAAGAGACUACAGAUUUAUCGAAGUCCUUAAAAGGUAAUAACUUAGAUCCACAAUAUACACAAACUGCCUUUGCAGAGGCUCUUCAGUUGGAUCCUGUCUUAAAUUCCAAUCGUUCCCAAGUUAGUAAUUUCGAUCUAGGAAGUCUUUUUGCCAAUAAUAAUAGUGGGAAGAAAAAUAUUCAAGCAUCCCAUCUAGAAAAUAAUAUCAACAAUGGAACCUCCAAUACCAAAGACAUAACGAAUAGUUUGAAUAAUUCCUUCAGUGCGAUAGAUAAAUUCUUUAGAAUACCAAGCAAUGGUGAUUUCAUAACAUCCUUACAACAAUUAUCGGAAGCUGGUAAUGAAAAUAAUAAUAAUAGCGGUGGUACACAAUUUAUUAACCCUACUUCCAACAAUCACAACCAGAACAUAAAUAACAAUAAUGGUUCAAGACCAUCUAAAAUGUCAAAUAAUAACUUAUCAACAAUGAUGAUGUUCUUAAAUAACGAUUUCUCAUUAUCAUCAGGGGAUGUCAAUAAUUUCUUCAAUAACAACCUUCAACAAAAUAAUACAAAUGCUCACGACUACAACGAAAAUAAUUACGUCCCAGAUUCAUCCAAACAACAAGGAGAUUACCCUUCUUAUAACGGUCAACAGACAAAUAACUACAAUUCUAACUACGAUUUUAUUGUUGACGGUUCCUUAGGGUUAGCUCCAUUGUUAGUGGAUGAGUCUACCGUUACACCGAAAUCGAUAGAUGGUAUGCCUCAUAGGAGUCAACAAUCGAACAAUGCUCAAAGAAGAAAUACAACCAACAACAUAAAUAACGAAACAGUUGGCCGUAUUGAAAACCCUCUCUCCGCUAAUAAUGAAAUGGUGUUAGAUAUACCUCGUAGAUAUACUUACAAUGGCACGGACAUGAUGACAGGUGAUAACUCCCAUAGACCUACUAAGAGAAGAAAGAGAAAUAAUGAUGCUGCCAAUGAUCUAUACCAAUGGCAAAAUUCAAAAUAA